Drosophila gunungcola (fruit fly) is the source of this 1746-nucleotide messenger RNA. It is a transcript of the gene Rab2, whose product is annotated as ras-related protein Rab-2A. Bases 141 to 782 code for a protein of 213 amino acids. Gene Ontology annotation, molecular function: GTP binding; GTPase activity. Lineage: Eukaryota; Metazoa; Arthropoda; Insecta; Diptera; Drosophilidae. The transcript has 4 exons. The record is from RefSeq and is a predicted model, not a curated record. Gene Ontology annotation, cellular component: Golgi apparatus.
GCAAACUGGCCACACUCGUGGGAGCCAGUCAUCAUAAAUACGAACAGAUUGGAAAACUUACAGGAAUUGCGUAUUAUCUGUGGUAUUACGAGAUCAAACUUUUGAAUAGCCAACUUGCCGUAACCCACUUAGCUGCAAAAAUGUCCUACGCGUACUUGUUCAAAUACAUCAUCAUCGGCGACACAGGCGUGGGCAAGUCAUGUCUGCUCCUCCAGUUCACGGACAAGCGCUUCCAGCCCGUGCAUGACCUGACCAUCGGCGUGGAGUUCGGAGCUCGCAUGAUCACCAUCGACGGCAAGCAGAUCAAGCUCCAGAUCUGGGACACGGCUGGCCAGGAGGCCUUCAGAUCCAUCACACGCUCGUACUAUCGAGGAGCUGCAGGCGCCCUGCUGGUGUACGACAUCACGCGCCGGGAGACUUUCAAUCACCUAACCACCUGGCUGGAAGACGCGCGCCAGCACUCCAACUCGAACAUGGUGAUCAUGCUGAUAGGCAACAAGAGCGACUUGGACUCUCGGCGCGAGGUGAAGAAGGAGGAGGGCGAGGCCUUUGCCCGCGAGCACGGACUGGUCUUCAUGGAGACGUCGGCGCGCACCGCGGCCAACGUGGAAGAGGCUUUUAUAAACACGGCCAAGGAGAUCUACGAGAAGAUCCAGGAGGGCGUCUUCGACAUUAACAAUGAGGCAAACGGCAUCAAGAUCGGCCAACAGCACUCGCCCACAAACCCGUCGCUGCCAGGAGCCGGAGGAGCCGCUGGAGCAGCAAACAGUGGCUGUUGCUAGGAGUAAACCGCAGAUGCCCGACUGCAAUUCUGGGAUAGACGUAGCCGCUUCUGUAAAAGCUACUUUAGUGACUAACUAAUAGAAGGUAGUUGGAGGGACAUAUUUCUUGUUUUCUAUCUCAACCGUAACUAACCACGUAAACAUAGCUACCACUAAACUAGCAAUUGAACACUAAGCGUAAUGUUAAAAUCGUAAAGAUCAGACAGCUACAAGACACACCUCUCCUUGUUCAGCUACGUUUUAAUUAACCAAAAGAAACCAAAAGAAAAAAACCAGAAAUAAACCAAAAUCUACAACAUUUGUACAUGUGAAUGUGUCGUGCGUGAUUUCUAAAUUUUAUAAACUUUAUCGAAACAUUUAUAAAUGUUUUUGCAUGUAUUUUGUGUAUAUUAAAAUUAGUUUGCUAGUUACUUCGUGUAAAGAACGAUAGUUAUACAUUGGGAUCUUGACAAAAUAAUGUGUAAUAUAUAACAAAGAAGUUAAACUAUGUGAAUUUUUAUUGUGAUUCGUUUUCAGUGAGGUCCAGCCCCGAAAUGCUGCGCCACGCCCCUUUUUGCAACGGGUAUCUGCUUCUCUUCUAUAUACAUACAUAUUUAAUUACAUAUAUGCAUAUUUUUACGUUUCCUUCUCAACGCAUUUGCUUUGUCUAUAUUUUGUUGUGCAACCCGCUUUAGUCUUUAAAAAUACAUUAGAAAAAGGAAAAGUACUUUAACAAAAUAUAAAAAACCGGUGAGCUGAAAUGGAAUUAUAUAAUUUACACACUCAACCUGCAUUAACAGUGGAUACACAUAAAUGCUGCGAUUCAAUGAUCAAUUUAGUAUUUUACGAAGUUUAUAUAUUAAAUUAAAUGCGAAAGUUAAGACAAAACGAAACAAACAACUGUAAACGUAAAUCAAAUUAUUUAUAAUAUUUGUAUUUGCCCAACACAAUGCAGAAUAAUAAAUAUACAUACUAAAUAUUUAAA